Messenger RNA from Echinops telfairi (small Madagascar hedgehog), 5031 nucleotides. RefSeq names its product ArfGAP with RhoGAP domain, ankyrin repeat and PH domain 3 (gene ARAP3). Gene Ontology annotation, molecular function: GTPase activator activity; protein binding. Gene Ontology annotation, cellular component: ruffle. Gene Ontology annotation, biological process: signal transduction. The record is from RefSeq and is a predicted model, not a curated record. The transcript has 31 exons. Bases 73 to 4488 code for a protein of 1471 amino acids. Lineage: Eukaryota; Metazoa; Chordata; Mammalia; Afrosoricida; Tenrecidae.
GAGGCUGGCAGGAUGGGCCAUCGCCCCAGGAAGCUGAGCCUCUUGUGAGCAGAAGCAAUGGCCUGAGCCCCCAUGGCUGCCCCUCAGGACCUGGACAUCACUGUGUGGCUGGCCACAGUGCACCUGGAGCAGUAUGCAGACACGUUCCGACAGCAUGGCCUGGCAACAGCGGGUGCAGCCCGGGGCCUGGGCCACGAGGAGCUGAGGCAGUUGGGCAUCAGCGCUACAGGGCACCGGAAACGCAUUCUCCGUCUGCUGCGGGCAGGCGCUGCAGAGGGCUCCGCGGAUCCCCAAUCAGACAGUGUCAUGGAGUCAUCUUCCGGUCCAGACCCCCCAGCCCAGGCUCCCAAGCCUGUGCCCAAACCCAGGACAGUGUUUGGUGGGCUCAGUGGCCCUACCAUCUCCCAGAGGCCUGGGACAAGCCAAGCUCUUCAAGGAUCAGAAGUUUCCGAGAGCCUGGAAGCCAGCCAGAGAUCCCCACCUCUCCCCACCUCCUCCUCCUCUGAGCAGCCUUCAGCCUUGAAUACUCUGAAGAUGAUGCCCAAUGCCCUCUACUUCGGUCUGGACUUGAGAGGAAGGUCACAGGCAGUGCAGGACAUAGCCCCAGACAGCACCCAGAAAGCUGCUCCCACGCCUGCUCUCAGGCCAACAGGCACAGUGCACAUCAUGGACCCAGGUUGCCUGUACUAUGGUGUCCAGCCUGCAGGGACCCCAGGGACCCCCGACAGAAGAGAGGGCAGAGGUGUCUGUCAGGACAGGGUGGACCACAGGCUCAGCAGACAGGAUCUGGAGGCCCGGGAGGAUGCUGGCUAUGCCAGCCUUGAGCUUCCCGGGGACUCCACCCUAUCAGUUCCCACCCUGGACAUUGAGGAGACCAGCGAUGACCUCAUUUCACCCUAUGCCAGCUUCUCGUCCACCACAGACCCUCCUAUGCCCCUGCUCAGUGGCUGGCUGGACAAGCUCUCCCCUCAGGGAAACUACGUCUUCCAGAGACGCUUUGUGCAGUUCAAUGGGAGGAGUCUGAUGUACUUUGGCAGUGACAAGGACCCUUUCCCUAAGGGCGUGAUCCCCUUGACUGCCAUUGAGAUGAUCCGCAGCAACAAGGACAACAAGUUUCAGGUCGUCACCGGCCAGAGGGUGUUUGUGUUCCGGACUGAGAGUGAAGCUCAGCGGGACACCUGGUACUCCACACUGCAAUCCUGCCUGAAGGAACAGCGCCUCCUGGGCCACCCUCGGCCCCCUCAGCCGCACAGGCCCCUCCGCACAGGCAUGCUGGAGUUGCGUGGACACAAGGCCAAGGUGCUGGCGGCCUUGAGCCCAGGAGAGCUGGCGCUGUACAAGAGUGAGCAGGCCUUCUCGCUGGGCAUCGGGAUCUGCUUCAUCGAGUUGCAGGGCUGCAGUGUCCGGGAGACCAAGAGUCGCAGCUUCGACCUGCUCACGCCCCAUCGCUGCUUCAGCUUCACAGCCGAGUCUGGGGGGGUUCGGCAGAGCUGGGCGGCCGCUCUGCAGGAAGCAGUAACCGAGACCCUGUCUGACUACGAGGUGGCUGAGAAGAUUUGGUCUAACCGAGCGAAUCGGCGCUGUGCAGACUGCGGGGCUUCCCAGCCGGACUGGGCCGCCGUCAACCUGGGGGUUGUCAUCUGCAAGCAGUGUGCAGGUCAGCACCGAGCCCUGGGCUCUGGGAUUUCCAAGGUGCAGAGCCUGAAGCUGGACACGAGCGUCUGGAGUAAUGAGAUCGUGCAGUUAUUCAUCGUCCUGGGCAACAGUCGGGCCAACCGCUUUUGGGCAGGGGCAUUACCCCCAGGGGAGGGGCUGCAUCCAGAUGCAUCCCCUGGCCCCCGAGGAGAGUUCAUUUCCCGAAAAUACCGGUUGGGCCUCUUCCGGAAGCCCCAUCCAAAGUAUCCAGAUCACAGCCAGUUUCUGCAGGCUCUGUGUGCAGCUGUGGCCGGACCCAACCUCUUAAAGAACAUGGCCCAACUCCUCUGUGUGGAGGCCUUCGAUGGUGAAGAAGAGCCCUGGUCCCCCUCAGCUCUGGAUGGCAGCUUCCCUGGCCUCUUGUCCCCAGAUCCCUGCCCUGGUGUGUACAACGAGGUGGUAGUGCCUGCCACCUACAGCAGCUUCCUGUACUGUGGUCCCAUCAGCAACAAAGCUGGGCCCCCACCCCCUCGCAGGGGCCGAGAUGCUCCCCCGAGGCUGUGGUGCGUGCUGGGAGCGGCCCUGGAAAUGUUUGUGUCAGAAAGCAGCCCGGAGCCCCUCAGCCUCAUCCAGCCCCAGGAUGUCAUCUGUCUGGGCGUGAGCCCCCCACCCACUGACCCAAGUAACCUUGACAGGUUCCCCUUCUCCUUUGAGCUCAUCCUUACCGGGGGAAGGAUCCAACAUUUUGGGACGGAUGGAGCUGACAGUCUAGAGGCCUGGACCAGUGCCAUGGGCAAGUGGUUCUCCCCUCUGAGCUGUCACCAGCUGCUGGGCCCUGGGCUGCUGCGACUGGGCCGGCUGUGGCUGCGGUCCCCCUCCCACACGGCCCUGGCCUCUGGCCUCUGGCUGUCAGGAUUCGGCCUCCUUCGUGGUGACCACCUCUUCCUGUGUCCAGCACCGGGGCCAGGACCCCCAGCUCCCGAGGACAUGGUGCAUCUGCGGCGGCUACAGGAAAUCAGGCUCCGGCUGGAGGGCGUGUACCGGAAAGGGGGUGCCCGUGCCCGAAGCCUGCGCCUCCUGGCUGAGUUCCGGCGGGAUGCACGGUCAGUGAAGCUCCGGCCAGGGGAGCACUUUGUGGAGGACGUCACUGACACGCUCAAACGCUUCUUUCGAGAGCUGGAUGACCCCGUGACCUCUGCACGCUUGCUGCCUCGCUGGAGGGAGGCUGCUGAGCUGCCGAAGAAGACGCAGCGCCUGGAGAAAUACAAAGAUGUGAUUAGCUGCUUGCCUCGGGUCAACCGCCGUACCCUGGCCACCCUCAUUGGGCAUCUCUAUCGGGUGCAGAAGUGUGCAGCUCUAAACCAGAUGUGCACCCGGAACUUGGCCCUGCUGUUUGCGCCCAGUGUGUUCCAGACCGAUGGGCGGGGGGAGCACGAGGUGCGGGUGCUCCAGGAGCUCAUCGACGGCUACGUCUCUGUCUUUGAUAUCGACUCUGACCAAGUAGCUCAGAUUGACCUGGAGGUCAGUCUUAUCACCACCUGGAAGGAUGUACAGCUGUCCCAGGCCGGAGACCUCAUUAUGGAGGUUUAUAUAGAACAUCAGCUCCCUGACAACUGUGUUACCCUGAAGGUGUCCCCAACACUGACUGCUGAGGAGCUGACUAACCAGGUACUGGAGAUGCGGGGGACAGCAGCUGGUAUGGACUUGUGGGUGACAUUUGAGAUUCGUGAGCAUGGGGAACUUGAGCGGCCGCUGCACCCCAAAGAAAGGGUCCUAGAGCAGGCCCUGCAGUGGUGCCAGCUCCCAGAGCCCUGCUCAGCCUCCCUGCUGCUACGAAAAGUCUCCCUUGCCCAAGCUGGCUGCCUCUUCACAGGUACCCGGCGUGAGAGUCCACGGGUGGGGCUGUUGCGGUGCCGAGAGGAGCCACCCCGAUUCCUGGGAAGUCGCUUCCAGGAGAGAUUCUUUCUAGUGCGCGGCCUCAGCCUGCUACUGCUCAAAGAGAAAAGGAGCUCUAAACCAGAACGAGAGUGGCCUCUGGAAGGUGCCAAAGUCUACCUGGGAAUCCGCAAAAAGCUAAAGCCUCCAACACCGUGGGGCUUCACAUUGAUACUGGAGAAGAUGCACCUCUACCUGUCCUGCACGGAUGAGGAUGAGAUGUGGGACUGGACCACCAGCAUCCUCAAAGCCCAGCACGAUGACCAGCAGCCUGUGGUCUUACGACGACGCUCCUCCUCUGACCUUGCCCGUCAGAAGUUUGGCACUAUGCCCUUGUUGCCCAUCCGUGGGGAUGACAGUGGGGCCACCCUUCUCUCUGCCAAUCAGACCUUGCGGCGACUACAUAACCGGAGGACGCUGUCCAUGUUCUUUCCCAUGAAGUCAUCCCAGGGGUCUGUGGAGGAGCAGGAGGAGCAGGAGGAGCCUGUGUAUGAGGAGCCAGUGUACGAGGAAGUGGGCGCCUUCCCUGAACUGACCGAGGAUGCUGCCACCUCCACCGCUACCAUGCCGGAGUGGACAGCCAAGCCAGAGACCCUCCUCGCCAGUCGGAGGUUCUCUGACCAGCCCCUCCUGUCCAAGGCAGGCCCUCUGGGCUGGGUGGAGAGGCCGCCCGAGCCCCCACCUGGUCCUCCUUCAAAGAGCAGCCCCCAGGCUCCGAGGUCUCUGGAGGAACAGCUGCUCCAGGAGCUUAACAGUCUUAUCCUGAAGAAGGGAGAAGCCACCACUGGCUUUGGCAGCCCCUCCCAGCCUUCCAGCCCCCAGUCUCCCAGCCCCACUGACCUUUCCACACCGACAUCCAGCUUCCUCACCCAACCCUCUUGCACUUCCAGCCCACCCUCUAGUCAGCCCCUCACAUGACCCUAGGACCAGCGGUCAGAGGGACUAGAUACCCUGGAAGCGCAAGACCCACACCAGGCUUUCACCAGAGAGAGACAUUGCUGGGUGCUUCCUGUGCCCUGACUGCAAAGGCUUGAGAGUCCACAAUGGUGCUGUUGACGGAGCACAGCACUGAGCAGUUCAGGAGGCUGCGGGUCCCACGGCAGCUCAUGGCCCUUCUCUGAGCCUCAGAGCACUUCUCUGGACUGUAACUGAGAUCAGAGUACACUGACUGCUGAACUGUGCUUCUCAGAGCUGUAAGCCUCCCAUAUUUCCCCUCCACAAGGACAGCUCCUGGUUUCUAUAUUUGAUAUAUAAGUGCUCUGCGAGAGAGUCGGAGUUUCUAAAGAGUGGUUUUACUGUAUUAAAAAAAGGCGGGAAAGCCAGAUGUCUGGAUCAUUUCCCAUCUACCCCACCCCACCUCCUACAUCCUGGGACUACACUGAAACUCUGGUGUGGGGACGGUGGUGGGCAGGGGGUUAGGGCAAAAGCAUGGAUCACUGUUAAUAAACAUUACAACCAAGA